AUGGAGUUGGUUAAGAGGCAGUCCUUUAUCGGGCUUCUGCUAGCCACGCUGCUGGCCUUCUCUCUCGUCCCGGCUGUGUUUGCCCGGGCAGCGGGAGGCGGGCCUAAGCUCGAGAGCCGUGCAGAUGGCGACAAAUACCUGAUCGGUGUAGGAAAGGCUGACAUUACUGGCCCUGUUGUCGAAAUAGGCUUCGCUGGUUACGCCGACCUGGCUCAAAAAGGCGCCGGGCUGCGACAGCGGCUAUACAGCCGAGCCUUCAUUGUUGGGGAUGUCAAUAAACCAGAAGACCGCUUCGUCUACUUGGUUCUGGAUAUCCAGUCUGGCGAUACUGCCAUGCGCAAUGGCAUCUUGGAGGCCCUCAAGGCUCUGGGUGGUGAUUAUGCGCUUUACGGCGAUCACAACAUUGCGGUGACGGCUACGCACAGCCAUGCUGGUCCUGGAGCCUGGUUUAAUUAUCUUCUUCCUCAGAUUACUACAUUUGGCUUUGACAAGCAGAGUUACCAGGCUAUUGUCGACGGUGCUGUUCUCUCCAUCAAGCGGGCUCAAGAGAGUCUCCAAGAGGUAGGCGAUCCAAGUCCCUCGCCUGAGUAGACUGGCUGACUGAUUUUGGACGAUAGGGUUAUCUGGAUGUUGCCACAGCAGAAGUAAAGGAUGGCUCUAUCAACCGCUCCAUCUAUGCCUACGAGGCCAAUCCUGCAGAUGAACGUGCCAAGUACAGUGAUAGUGUCGACACCACGCUCACCUUGCUUCGCUUCAAGCGUGCUUCCGAUAGCAAGAGCAUCGGUGUUCUCACAUGGCAUGCAGUCCACGCCACAUCCAUGCUCGGCAACAAUACACAUGCCGCUGGCGACAACAAGGGCCUUGCUGCCUGGUUGUUCGAGAGUGAGCUGGCUGGCUCAGACGGCGUUGCGGAUGGAUUCGUAGCAGGAUUCAGCCAGGCAAACCAUGCAGAUACAUCGCCCAACACGUUGGGCGCUUGGUGUGAUGAUGGCUCCGGCCAGCAGUGCGAUGUCAAGACAAGCACCUGUUCAGACGGCACUGUCGACGCAUGCCAUGGACGAGGACCCAAGUUUGAGGCUCUCGACCUGGGCAUCUCCAGCUGCUACGAAAUCGCAAGCCGACAGGUGACUGCUGCCAGGACAGCAUAUGUAAGUCUCAUACUGUGCAAGCCAAUAAAUGGCCUCCAAACUCACUAACGAUCGAUGACUAGAACUCCUUAUCAUCCAGUUCGAAGCCCGUGGUCGGGUCUUCUGUCAAGUCAUUCCAUUUCUUCCAGGACAUGCAAUAUUGGGAAUUCACCCGCGCGGAUGGGACCAAGGGCCAGACCUGCCCAGCUGCUCUCGGGUAUUCCUUCGCCGCAGGCACGUCUGACUGGCCAGGAAUGUUCGACUUCAAGCAAGGAGACUCUGGUGAUCCGGAUGCCAACCCCCUCUGGGAAGUGGUCAAGGGCCUCCUCAAGACCCCGACCGCGAAACAGAAAGCGUGCCAUGAACCAAAGCCCAUCCUCCUAGACGUAGGCGAGAUGUCCGACCCUUACGCGUGGACACCAAACAUCGUAGACAUCCAGGUGCUUCGCGUUGGUCAGUUCCUGAUCAUCACCAGCCCCAGCGAGGUCGCCACCAUGGCCGGCCGACGGUGGAGAGAGGCCGUCGCCUCCGAAGCGUCAACCUUCCUGGACGAGGAGCCAGUGGUGGUCCUGAGCAGCCCUGCAAACACAUAUGCCCACUACCUCACCACGCCGGAGGAGUAUGACAUCCAGCGGUACGAGGGCGCCUCGACUCUGUACGGCAGGGACUCGCUCAGCGCCUACAUCAACCUCACCGUCAGCAACCUGAACUACCUGUCCCCGGAUGCGACCGGGCAGCCAGCCCAAGGCCCACUCCCCCCGACAACAGGGACAACUCCCUGUCAUUUAUCACGGGCGUCGUGAGAGACGGCGUCCCGCUAGGCAAGUCCUUUGGCACCGUCGUCACCCAGCCGUCCGCCACAUAUGCGGUCGGUGACGUGGUAAAGGCCACCUUCCAGGGCGCCAACCCCCGCAACAACCUCCGCCUCGAGCAGACAUACCUGGCCGUCGAGAAGCAGGUCGGCAGCACCUGGACCAGGGUCCGCGACGACGCCGACUGGUUCCUCGUGUAUACGUGGCGCCGGACGGACUGGUUCCUCGGGUACAGCGAGGUGGAUGCCACCUGGGAGACGGCCGGCAACGCCGAGCCAGGCACGUACAGGUUCAAGUACUAUGGGGAUUCCAAGAAUCUGCUGGGCACCAUCUCCUCGUUUGA
Clonostachys solani is the source of this 2282-nucleotide messenger RNA. The record is from the annotation of a GenBank genome assembly. Lineage: Eukaryota; Fungi; Ascomycota; Sordariomycetes; Hypocreales; Bionectriaceae.